AUGGCAAACAUUACCAGUAACCCUAAUAAUGGAAUUACUAACUCCUCCAAUCUAAAAGCAGAAAAAAGUAAACAAGAGUUUCUAGGACGAGUACGUCAUCGACAUACACCACAUCCCCCACCUUCCUCAUUAAAAGGACUAGACAUGCCCGCAAGACUAGAAUCUAGUUCUUUAGUUGGACGCGGCAUAAAACUUUUAGAUGACGUUCCAGUGUCUUUAUUAACGGACAAUUUCAUGGGAAUGAAUUUGGAUUUGAGUAGUAUGCCUGGUGCUUUUUUGGAAGAUGAUGAUGUUCUUAAUCCUCGCAUGUUAGAAUACAAUGAAAUCGACCAAAGAGAUUUGUUUAUGCUUAUGAAUGUUAAAGAUGACUCGAUAAAGAAUCUUGGAUCGAAUGGUCUAAUGACGAGAAAAGAUCCGUCUACAGCUAGCUGGCUUCGUAGAACACAAUAUAUCAGCUCUGAGCCGAUUAACAUCAAAAGCGAGAAGAGCAAAUUUGGAGAUUUUGUGGAUGAAAAAAUAUUAAGACAACAGCCUGAAAACAGAGUCGAGGCAAUACUCAAGUCAUUCGAAGCAGCAAAUGAUCCUCUUCGUCGAGAAAACUUGACACAUCCCACGAAACCUAAUGUCAAAGCGGAAAGCUUCAUCGAAGUCUUUCCGAAAUUCGACACUUGGGGCGAAGUGUACACAAUGUGUACAUUUGAUGGUGAUCCGUACGAUGGUGUCGAAUUUGAAGAAAGUCUUAAUGAUCCAGAAAUAAAAAAUGAAAGACUCGAUAAAUCUAUCUUAAAACCGGUCGACCACGCGAAUGAGCCUUUCUUAAAUUAUUAUCUCCCAGCAAAAGAAGAAGUAGACCGGUUAAGAACCGGUACACUAUUUGAACAGGAGGAAGAUCCAUACGAAUAUGCUUGGAUACGUGACUACAGUUUCGAGGCGGGAAGUGUAUCCAAAAAUAAUUCAAUAUUGGUCUUUUUCAAUAAGGAUGACUUGGUAGAAAGCGGCGAGGAUCAAGAUCGAGAGCAAAAAAACAAAGAAGAAUACGAGGAGAAAAUUGCUCGAUAUCAUUUAUUAGAGAGGCGAUUACUGUUAAGGAAGAAGAGACGACAGCAGCAACCAUAUCAAUAUUCAAAAGUACCCGAUGAUUACAACAUACCAAAAUCGAUCCGUAUAUUGUAUACCGGGGAAACCGAAGAAAAUAUCAGCAAUAAAAGACGAAAAUACGAACAUAUUGGUCUUGAGGAAGAUGAAAUUGAAGAGUACCUAACUAGACUUCAAGCAGAAUAA
Ambispora gerdemannii is the source of this 1281-nucleotide messenger RNA. NCBI's taxonomy places the organism in Eukaryota, Fungi, Glomeromycota, Glomeromycetes, Archaeosporales, Ambisporaceae. The record is from the annotation of a GenBank genome assembly.